This is a messenger RNA of Nycticebus coucang (slow loris), 837 nucleotides long. RefSeq names its product NOP16 nucleolar protein (gene NOP16). Bases 34 to 570 code for a protein of 178 amino acids. The record is from RefSeq and is a predicted model, not a curated record. Gene Ontology annotation, biological process: ribosomal large subunit biogenesis. The transcript has 5 exons. Gene Ontology annotation, cellular component: nucleolus. Lineage: Eukaryota; Metazoa; Chordata; Mammalia; Primates; Lorisidae.
UGAGUGUGAGCUGCCGCUACCGUGGUCCGCGUAAUGCCGAAGGCCAAGGGCAAGACCCGGAGGCAGAAGUUCGGUUACAACGUCAACCGAAAGCGUCUGAACCGGAAUGCUCGACGGAAGGCAGCGCCGCGGAUCGAGUGCUCACACAUCCGACAUGCCUGGGACCACGCUAAAUCGGUGCGGCAGAACCUGGCUGAGAUGGGGUUGGCUAUGGACCCCAACAAGGCGUUACCCUUACGUAAGAGAAAGGUGAAGGCCAUGGAGAUGGAUGUAGAGGAGAGGCCGAAGGAGCUUGUGCGGAAGCCUUAUGUGCUGAAUGACCUGGAGGCAGAAGCCAGCCUUCCAGAAAAGAAAGGAAAUACCCUGUCUCGGGAUCUCAUUGACUAUGUGCGCUACAUGGUGGAGAACCAUGGAGAGGACUAUAAGGCCAUGGCCCGAGAUGAGAAGAAUUACUAUCAAGAUACCCCAAAACAGAUUCGGAAUAAGAUCAACGUCUACAAACGUUUUUAUCCAAUGGAGUGGCAAGCCUUCAUCGAUUCUUUGCAGAAGGAUAAGAUGGAGGUUGAGUGACUGGUUUAUAUUAUAUCUGCCCCAUGCAGAGCCUUUUCCUGGACCAGUGAAGCUGGAGCCAGGGUUUAACGCAAGGAGGGGUGUGUACCUUCAGAAGGGUUGGCCAAAUCAUGGAAUCAGGUCACACACACUCCCCCCUCUGUGGAAGGAACUCUCACAGGUUCCAAUUUAUAUUCUUCUGGGGGCUCAUGGAAAAGCCAGAACCUGUUUUCAGAGUGGGUAGUUUAUCUGAAUAUAAUCUGUACAUAAUAAAUCAAAGAUAUUUUA